Verruconis gallopava is the source of this 336-nucleotide messenger RNA. RefSeq lists its product as uncharacterized. Lineage: Eukaryota; Fungi; Ascomycota; Dothideomycetes; Venturiales; Sympoventuriaceae. Bases 1 to 336 code for a protein of 111 amino acids. The transcript has 2 exons. Gene Ontology annotation, molecular function: monooxygenase activity; iron ion binding; oxidoreductase activity, acting on paired donors, with incorporation or reduction of molecular oxygen. The record is from RefSeq and is a predicted model, not a curated record.
AUGACCUGGGACGCCGUCUUCGUGCGCCUUCUGAGCCGCGAGGGGAUCCUCCUCGCGGUCGUUGCUUACGUAGUCUACCUCGCCGGCCUUGGAGUGUACAACCUGUACUUCAGUCCGCUCGCGAAGUUUCCUGGCCCGAGGCUGGCCGCCCUCACCACCUGGUACAACGCGUAUUACGACUUGGUGGUCGGCGGCCAGUUCGUCCACGUGGUGGAGGAAUUGCAUCGGAUCUACGGCCCCGUCGUGAGGGUUCGGCCGGACGUGCUUGCCGUCAACGACCCGGACUUCGUCGACAAGAUCUACACACAGCAUCCGAGACUGAGACGGGAGAGAUAA